CGGAUCCCGGCAAUUUUUAUACUACUCGGUCCAGUACCACCCAGCCCGGCGUCCAGUCCGACCCCUCGCGAUCCCCAUCGAGUUCCUGGCGCGCGAUAGGAUGGUUUCAACGCUUCUUGCGCUGCUGCUUCCGUGAGUCCUAAGCGACGCCGGCGGCGGCUCGAUUCGAUCGCCGAUGGCAUUGAAGCUCCAGCUGCUGGCGGUGGUGGUGGCCGUCGCGGCGAGCUGCCGGCCGGGCCUCGCGGACCCCGCGGUGAGCGCGCUGCCGGGGCUCCCGGUCGCCGGGCUCGCCGCCGGGUUCUACAACGAGUCGUGCCCGGAGGUGGAGGAUCUGGUGCUCGCCGAGAUGCGCGCCAUCGUCGAGAAGGACCGGACCCUCGGGCCGGCGAUGCUGCGGUUCAUGUUCCACGACUGCCUCGUCAGGGGCUGCGACGCGUCCAUCAUGCUCAAAUCGCGGAGCAACAAGGGGGAGCAGGACGCCAUCGCGAGCUACAGCCUCCGCGGCUACGACGUGGUCGAGCAGAUCAAGGCCACGGUAGAGGCGGCGUGCCCGCUCACCGUGUCGUGCGCGGACAUCAUCGCCUUGGCCGCCCGGGAUGCCGUGUACCUGAGCAACGGGCCGCGCUACGCCGUCGAGACCGGCCGCCGGGACGGCAAGGUUUCGGCCAAGUUCGACGCCGACAACGACCUCCCGCCCCCCUUCUCCAACAUCGUCGACCUCAAGACCUACUUCAGCGUCAAGGGCUUGGGCUGGAAGGACCUCGUCGUCCUAUCAGGGAGCCACACGAUCGGCAGCGCGGAGUGCUCGACGUUCGCGUCGGACCGGCUCUACAACUUCAGCGGGAAGGGGGUGCAGGACCCGUCGCUGGACAAGGCGUACGCGGCGUUCCUGCGGGAGGCGUGCGAGCCCGGCCUCCAGAACGACACGACCACGGUGGCGAUGGACCCGUCCACCCCCUACGAGUUCGACCUGAGCUACUACCGCCACGUGCUCGGCGACACGGGGCUCCUCCUCUCCGACCAGGCGCUCAUGGACGACCGGUGGACCAGGGAGUACGUGGAGCGGAUGGCCGCCGCGGCGUCGCCCGACGAGUUCUUCGCCGACUACGCGGUCGCCAUGACCAACAUGGGCCGGCUCGAGGUGCUCACCGGCGACAGCGGGGAGAUCAGGGAGACCUGCGCCGCGUACGUUGACUAGAAGCGAAGCGAAGGGGAUAGGCUAGCUAAGGCUAGAGCGGCCGGCGAUUGUGGUUGGUUGGUGGAUCCGAUCGCCACGUGGCGGCGGCAGCGUGGGAGCCAACCAGGAUGCACUUGCCGUAUCCUAUUUGGGGGCGGUUGGAGGAUUGACUUCGCCGUGAGGCUGGAUUGGAUGCAUUAUUCUUUGCUGCCGAAAAAGAAGUUCAAUUGUACUAGCUAGGAUGUAAGGAAAAAAGCCACCUGUUUUGUUCUUCAACUUGAUCCUCCAUUGUUUGGUGAGGUGUUUGAAACUUGUUCUCGUUCGCACGAUGACCAAUUGGCCACUGACCAGGUAAUAUGACAGUUUUUUUUUUU
Panicum virgatum (switchgrass) is the source of this 1551-nucleotide messenger RNA. RefSeq names its product peroxidase 27-like. The transcript has 4 exons. The record is from RefSeq and is a predicted model, not a curated record. NCBI's taxonomy places the organism in Eukaryota, Viridiplantae, Streptophyta, Magnoliopsida, Poales, Poaceae. Bases 176 to 1198 code for a protein of 340 amino acids. Gene Ontology annotation, cellular component: plant-type cell wall; plasmodesma. Gene Ontology annotation, biological process: hydrogen peroxide catabolic process; response to oxidative stress. Gene Ontology annotation, molecular function: heme binding; peroxidase activity.